GUCUAUUUUGUUUAAAUAAAGAAAAAGAUAAGUUGGUUGUAUACAAAAGGUCUCUAAAACAAUGUGAGGAAGAAUGCUUCUUUCAACGACACUCGGAUGGGAAAAGUGAGAGAUCUGGAAUUCAAGAAUAAAAUUAUUUUUUAGUGGAACAAGGAUGUGGGAAAUGCACUGAAGCUGAUUGCAAUAAUUGCAAAAAAAAUUUUUGUAACCAUAGAACAAUUGGGGUUAAACAUUGUUGGACUAAUAAUGGCACCACAUGUUCAACUGGAUAUUAUGAUAAUUGUUUUACAGAGAGAACUAGCACAAAUAAAUGGUUGUGGGAAUUGUGCUUCCCCAACAUGCAAAACAUGUACUAAACAUCUUUGUAAUGAUGGAAAUAAAUUUCCCUAUUAUUGCUUUGGUUCUGAUGAAAAGACAUUGUUGGAAUGUCCAAAUCCUGACUGUUAUAUUGACAAAGAUUUUAAUGCCGGUUGCGGAACUUGUGACGAGAACAAAAUUAACGUAUCUUGUGUUGAUUGUCGUGAUUUGAAAUGCAAUUCUAGAAACAAAUCAGACGAAACUAUAUUUUGCUAUGAGAGGGAGGAAUCUGGGGAGGAAACAGAGGGAAAAAGACCUUGUGAUAAGAAGAUGUGUUAUAUUAAUGUGGAUAUUUUAAAAGCAAAAUCCGAGGAAACGGCUUUCGAAAAAUUCACUAAACAAGGAUGUGGAAAUUGCCCUGAUAAUUCUAUUACGUGCAGAACUUGCAACAGCAAACAUUGUAACUCUCAACAAUUUUUUAAGGAGAGACAUUUUUGCUGGAUUUCGGAAAACUCAACGGAACAAUGCAGUGUUUCAGAACACAAAAGGAUAUGUUAUUAUGCUGUCAUCAAUGAUAAUAUAGGUGUAACAGUAGUGAAAAAGUCUAACGUAGCCUAA
Messenger RNA from Meloidogyne enterolobii, 915 nucleotides. NCBI's taxonomy places the organism in Eukaryota, Metazoa, Nematoda, Chromadorea, Rhabditida, Meloidogynidae. The record is from the annotation of a GenBank genome assembly.